AUGCAUUCCGGCGCAAAGGCCGCCACGCGUUCAGUUCCUGGACAUUUAUCCAAGUCCUCUGCAAUCAAAUUGCCACCGAAGGCUGCACAUCAAGCAGACAAUCCUUUUGUUCGCCCAACCUCAUCUUCAGUUCCACGAACAAGUAGCCUCUUUAAGUCUUUAAGUUGCCAGAACAUCAAGGAUUCACGCUCAACUUCUCAGAGCUCUCAGGACUCUCGGGCAUCGAGCCGUGAAAAAAAUCGUAAAGUGCCUGCUGUUCCGAGACAUCACCACAGCUCAAGCACUCUCUCCUCUUUGAACACAAAACUGUCGAGUAGAAGCACACCGCAUAAUAGCACCUCGUCUGUCCUUAAGUCUAACACCUCCUCCGCGACUGCCUCCAUGUCAAGCACGCUGCGGGAUACUCCUCGAAAAGAUGACCGAAUUACUGUCAACAGUGAUCUUUUGUCUAGAGUGGAAAAAGAGAAGAAGCAAAAUCUCAAACAGGAGAAGGAGGAAGCUCAGACUGCCGCAAAGCGGGCCCAGGCGGAGGCCGAGAGCCUGAAGGCCCGUCUAGGUGAUUUUGCGGUUGGCUGUGGUCCGAGCAAAAAUACACAAGAGGAACCGACUGUAUCUUACACGGUUUCUCCCAGUGGCCCAGACUGUACCGAUCAGGGUUCAUCUACGUCCUCUUACCCUCGAAACCGUUCUCGUUCUCCACCAGAAUCCCUUUGCACAACCACGCUCAUGACAUUGGGAGGAGCAACUUCUAACUACCACCCUGACCAUGCCACAGCCUCCCUAUAUAGUGCAUCCAACUGUUCAAAUAGGGACAAUGAGAUGGAUUGCAAUGACGCACUUGCUCUGGAGGACCGUUCCCUGUGUGAUACUCUGGCCUCAAACUCUCUGACAAGAGCCGGUUCCACGCCUCGAGCAUUUGCUGCCCUCACAGCGACUUCAGUAGCUAACCUACAAGGCCGUAUACAUGAGAUGGAGGAAGCCAACUAUACAACUACUGAAGAGCUUCAAGCUACAAUGGAGGAAUUGUGCGAUCUUCAGCGAACUCUGGAUGAAUCACAAGACCAGAAUCGCACCCUGGCCUUUGAGCGCGCCAUCCUCCUGGAGUCUCUAUGCACUCAGACAGCGAAGUUGGAGAAUUGUCGUUUUCAAAUUGAUCAACUUAAGUACUUGCUGAUGACCCAUCCUGACGCCAUGAAUGCAAAUUCACGGGAGUCCAGCUUCGUGGAACUGUAUGCAUCGCUUGAAGAGGAGAAAAAAGUUCUUUUGGCUCAAAACAAUGACCUAGCGCAAAGUAGUGACAGCCUAGCUCAAGAGUGUCGAGUGCUCACGGAGAAGGCAAACCAAUUAUUGACCAGCCUCAACACCCUUGAAGGGGAGCACGAAGCCCUACAGGCUGCCCACAACACCCUUAUUUCUGAACUCAAUACCUUCAAAUCAGAAAAGGAAAAUCUCAUGUCCCCGUCGCAGCCUGUGAUGAUGACGACAACAGGAUCGGAGGUGACUAUAGACGUCGCCCUGGCAUCCGAAAAGCGAGUCCUGGAGACGCGGAUCGAGGAGCUGACAAACUCUUCCAAAUACUGGCAGGAUAAGUUUGAGUUAGCCCAAGCUGAGUACGAACGAGAGGCUACCGAGUGGCGUCUCUACGAGCGAGAUCUUCUAAAGACCGUGCGUGUGGCCGACGGCAUUAAAGCGGAGUCUGAAGAGGAAAUGGCGCGGAUGGCGGUUGAGAACCACGAUCUCCGAGAACAGGUUAGCAGUGUGUACUUAAAAAUCUUAACCAUACAUCCUAUAUUAUCGAAUUUUCGAUUGACCUUUUGCCAAUUUUAUUGGAUACAGAAGUUUAUGCUUUUUAAAGUCACUAGGUCAUGUUUGAGAGCGUUAUUUAAGAUUGAAGUCGCAGCCGUAGGAAAAUUUAGUCGUUUGAAGUGUAAGCCCGAUGCUCCAACGUUUAAUUUAGUUACAUUUUCCUAA
This is a messenger RNA of Dibothriocephalus latus, 1971 nucleotides long. The record is from the annotation of a GenBank genome assembly. NCBI's taxonomy places the organism in Eukaryota, Metazoa, Platyhelminthes, Cestoda, Diphyllobothriidea, Diphyllobothriidae.